Molecule: messenger RNA, 423 nt
Organism: Cladocopium goreaui
Lineage: Eukaryota; Dinophyceae; Suessiales; Symbiodiniaceae
Source: the annotation of a GenBank genome assembly
GACCAAAACAGUGCAAUUGCUCUUGUUGUUCUCCGGUGGCCUUGGUGUUCAUCACCGGUUUGUCAUGGACACGGUUAAGACGGCAAGUGUUCGUGCCUAUGUGGACAGUGCCUGGUUGAAUCCAGGGAUCACCACGGAUGAAUUGCGAUAUGAGAAACAGCAGUUGACUGAUGCGCGGCGCAAACGCUGUACGUUGGGUUUCAAGGAACGAAUGGAGGCAGAUGCUGAGUGCAAGCAAGCCUACCAACAGGUGAUGGACAUGCGAAAAAACGAGCUCCAAAGGAAAGCGCUCGACCAGAUGGUGGCCAACAUGCGCCCCGCACCGGAGUUGAGGGCGCCUAAGGUGAUUUGCCACAACCCGCGUGGGGCAAAGUGACGGAAGAGGAGUGAACAGCCAGAUGCGUGUGAUGCUCAGACCAUUCU